UCUAAAAUAAAAUUUUAAAAGUUAAUAAUUUAAUAUAAUGAUUAUAUUGUUAUAGUCAAUUUAACCAUUUCAAUCCAACAGCCAGGAGGGCUUUCCAUAACUCAUCAGCAAGGAGCGUAACCACAGAGAUCCAAACACGUUCAACAAUAUUAAUAUUACGAUUCAAAAAGUCAAUUUAACUAUUUGCAGAGCACACCUGCUUGGUUGUUUGUUUGCUAGAAACAAAAAAAGAGCAUAUUUGUUUGCAUAUUCUGUUGUCUUUCAACUUUCCCUUCCUCCCACUGUUCUCUUGUUUUGCUGUGUCGCUCACCAAUUAUUCUCGUCUUGAGCCUCUCUCUCUCGCUCUCUCUCUCUCUCUCUCUCUAUCUUUUGUUCAUAUAAUGGCAAGCCAGCUCCCUAAGUACCCUGAAUCAGUCUAUGACUUCACUAUCAAGGAUGCUAAUGGAAAUGAUGUAGAUCUUAGCAUUUUCAAGGGAAAAGUCUUAUUAAUUGUUAAUGUUGCUUCUAAAUGUGGAUUGACCAACUCAAAUUACACAGAGCUGAAUCAGUUAUAUGAGAAGUACAAAGACCAAGGCCUUGAAAUAUUGGCAUUUCCAUGCAAUCAAUUUGGUGACCAGGAACCAGGAAGUAACGAUGAGAUUCAAGAAUUUGUCUGCACUCGCUUUAAAUCAGAAUUUCCUGUAUUUGGCAAGGUGGAAGUGAAUGGUGAGAAUGCUUUUCCACUGUACAAGUUCUUAAAGUCAGGCAAAUGGGGAAUUUUUGGUGAUGAUAUUCAAUGGAACUUCGCCAAAUUCCUUGUCAAUAAGGACGGGCAAGUUGUUGAUCGUUACUAUCCCACAACUUCUCCUCUAAGUCUCGAGCAUGACAUAAAGAAGCUAUUGGGGAUCUCAUGAGACACCGAGAUACAAAGGAUUCAUCAGGGUUCGUGAAGAUAUCAAAGCAUACGAAGUUUAAUCUUGUUCUGUGCAUGUUGAUGUGCCUUAAUAGACUUGUGAAAUCUGCUUUACAGAAUAUGAUAAUUAUAUGGAGCAUAAAAUGUUGCUAGGUGCAGUUUUUCUAAACUCCUUG
Messenger RNA from Hevea brasiliensis (rubber tree), 1068 nucleotides. Its product is annotated as probable glutathione peroxidase 8. The transcript is spliced from 6 exons. Bases 381 to 893 code for a protein of 170 amino acids. The record is from RefSeq and is a predicted model, not a curated record. Lineage: Eukaryota; Viridiplantae; Streptophyta; Magnoliopsida; Malpighiales; Euphorbiaceae. Gene Ontology annotation, biological process: response to oxidative stress. Gene Ontology annotation, molecular function: glutathione peroxidase activity.